UUUCGGCACAACACCGGCUCAGUGAUUCGAACAUGCAACCUUUUGGUUACUGGCCAAACUCAGACUGAGUUGAAUAUGUUUAAUGAAUAAAUGCAUUCACAAUUAAUUGCGCUAAGUAGGUUCAAACAAAAACAAAUGGUUACUGUGGGAUCUCGAGGAUCUGCACUGGUCUAGGAGGCGUCAACCCCUCCCUGUUUGACAACUGCCUAGUUUGUGACCCUGGCAACCGCUCCGGAUUCUUUCUCUCUACAGUCCCCGGUAGUCACUACCUCCUUCCGGAGGGAAGCAACAACCGAAGACCCAACGAAACCCCGCGCCUUUAGGACAAACCUGCCCCUUCGGAGGGCAAGCUCUUCGCCUUGAUGCCAAAUAAGCGACCGUGAGCCAGGCUACCGGAGCCAUAGGCACCAUGAACGACAAGUACCACCGGGCGGCCCGGGAUGGCUACCUGGACCUACUCAGAGAGGCCACUCGGAAGGAGCUGAAUGCGCCUGAUGAAGAUGGAAUGACACCGACUUUAUGGGCUGCGUACCACGGCAACCUUGACGCGCUCCGGCUUAUUGUGGGAAGAGGAGGUGACCAGGACAAGUGUGAUAUCUGGGGCAACACUCCGCUCCACCUGGCCGCCGCCAACGGCCACCACAACUGCCUAUCCUUCCUGGUGUCAUUCGGAGCCAACGUGUGGUGCCUGGAUAAUGACUACCACACGCCCCUCGACAUGGCCGCCACCAAGAGCCACAUGGACUGUGUCCGGUACCUGGACUCCAUCGCCGCCAAGCAGUCGGCCCUCAACCCCAAGCUGGUGAGCAAGCUGAAAGACAGAGCAUUCCGCAUGGCGGAGAGGAGGAUAAAGGACUGUGUGAAGAUGCAGCAGAAACACCACCAGCGGAUGGAGAGGAAGUUCCUGAAGGAGAGUGUAGCAUCGGAUAACUCAGAUGCCAUGAGCUUCACUAGUUAUAACAGCAGCAGCACGCUCAACCGCAAACUUCCUCAGUUCAACACUCUCACUUCCAAUAUGCCAUACUCACAGGCCACUCUUCACUCCACAGCCAAGGGUAGGACCAAGAUUCAGAAGAAGCUAGAGAAGAAGAAACAGGUGGACGGCACCUUCAAGAUCUACGAGGAUGGGAGGAAGAGUGUACGCUCGCUGUCUGGCCUUCAGCUUGGCCAGGACGUCAUGUUCCUCAAGCAGGGCACCUAUGCCAACUCCAAGGACCGCUCGCGUCUCAACAUCCGGGACAUGUUCCCUCACCACGGCAACAACCACGAUCACCAUGACGAUUAUGACGACGACUGUGCGGACACCAUCUCCCACAUCUCCCGUGCCAUAAGCGACCCGGGCCUUCACGAGGCAGCCUACUCUGAGAUCAGCGCCGACUCAGGCCGCGACUCUUUGUUCACCCGGCCAGGUCUCGGAACCAUGGUGUUCCGACGGAACUACGUAUCCGGCGGUCUCUUCGGCAUCGGAGCCCGGGACAAGGGUUCUGUGGCUGGCAGUGAACCCAUAGGCCGGGCCCCUAACGUUCAUCUCCGUGGCCACCUCCAACGUCGCCAACCCAGCCUGGACGAUGCAAUAGAGAUGGACAGCAUCGGCAGUGCCCUGAGCCUCCAGGAGAGGCACCUACAGGAGCUGCCCUGGGAGGAGGCUGAUGUGGGCCUGGACGAGGAGCUGGAGCCUGAGAACGGACCACUGGAGACCUUCCUGGCCUCCCAGAGCCUGGGGGAGUUCAUGCCCAUCUUCAGGAAGGAGAAAAUCGACCUGGAGGCCCUACUGCUCUGCUCGGACCAGGACCUGACCUCCAUACACAUCCCCCUUGGACCUAGGAAGAAGCUACUAGAGGCCUGUAAGAGACGGUUGGACACCCUGGAGGAACCAGAGGGCAUCGAGGACACUGAUCUCUGAAGUCACAGAGCAAAGAUCCUUUACUGUCGUUCAAGAUGACACUGGAGGCCUAGACUUGGCAGUGAAUGUGGUCCUGCUCUGUCUGGAUCAGUUCUAGUUAUGAGAUGGUGUUAUGAUCCAUAGAGCCUGGCUCUGAUGCCUCUAUAUCCAGGGACGUUGCUCCCUGCCUGGGGACACAGAGAAAAUUACACUGGGUCUGGUAGAGUCCCCAGUGUCCUGGUGCCGUGCAUGAGAGGACAUCUUUAGUUACACGGCCAUAUGGUCUGGUAGGUCCACGGGUGCCAUGGGACUGUGCCCAAACACAUGCUAACACUGGCACACAACCUUGUAAUUAGGAAUUAUUCUCUCCACUCACCGAUGCACUCACAUGUUGCCCAUAUGUAAUGGUGUAUUCCAUUUGCAAGUGAGCAUUUCAUGUUUUUGUCUGUAUAUUUGUGCAAACGUGUAAUGUUAUUUAUUAUUUAUAGAAAAUGUUUCAUUUAUGGUUUAUUACAGACAUUAUUGUACAGUUUUGUUACUGUACUGUGUAUAAUAAUGGUACUACAGUUAGCUAAGAUGCUAGGCUGUCCAUGUCCAGACUACAAUGUCUUAAAAGGCACCCUAUUCCCAAUACAUUGCACUACUUUUGACCAGAUCCCUAUGGACCCUGGUCAAAAGUAGUGCACUAUGUAGGGAAUAGGGUGCCAUUUGGGACAUAUCCACAUUUCUGUUUUUAAGGAAAGUUUGUGUUUUAAUGAAGAUACUGGAACAUGGCUCCGUGAGGUUAUCCGUCAGUCAGUCAGUCUGUCUGUCUUCAUCCCAAAAGGCACCUUAUCCCUUAUGUAGUGCACUUAUUUUGACCAGUACCCUUAGUGUUCCCUAUGCACUAUAUAGGGAACAGGGUGCCAUUUGGAAUGCAUUCUGUCUGUGCUAAGGUAAAUGUUAUCUGGGGUUUGCUGAGGGCCUCUAGCCCCGGGGUAUAGUGUUUCACAAGAGGUCUGCCUGUGGACUGGUGUGUAUGACUGUGCAUGAAUGUGUUUGUAUGUAACUUCAAUGAUUAUGUAUGAAUACAAACUUUGGGAAACAAAAUAAGUCAUGUUUGGAUGUACUCUCACACAUAACAGUUCUAAUAAAACCUUUAUUACAAUUAAUGAAA
Salmo salar (Atlantic salmon) is the source of this 3038-nucleotide messenger RNA. Its product is annotated as pre-mRNA splicing regulator USH1G. Gene Ontology annotation, molecular function: protein binding. The record is from RefSeq and is a predicted model, not a curated record. Gene Ontology annotation, biological process: sensory perception of sound; sensory perception of light stimulus; regulation of gene expression. Gene Ontology annotation, cellular component: nucleus. NCBI's taxonomy places the organism in Eukaryota, Metazoa, Chordata, Actinopteri, Salmoniformes, Salmonidae.